AUGCACAUUCCCAUUGAUAACAACCUGCGACCAGAAAUACUCGACCACGCAUUUUUCGGGGACUUGGCCAGGAUUAAUUUUACGCCAAUUUUUCGUGCUGAGCGCGAAAACCUCGGCCUCAGGAGGCACGGGCCUCACAACCUUGUAGUCAUCGUGCAUAGGAUCAUAUCCGAACCCGAGCACGCGAACGUGAGAGUAAGGCUCGUGGCCCGGAUUAUUGGAAUCUGGGAGCACGAAUUUCCUUUUGAUCGAUGGGUUCCAGAGCAGAAUCGGGCCGGGCCGCCCGAAGAGGUCGUCCGAGAGGCAGAGCACGCCGUUGCAGGAGCCGACGAUCCGGAAAUAGAAUCGGGCGAGGUUGCGAAAAGGGUACUCGAUUUCGGUGCCUUCUUCUUUCAAGUCCUCGCAGUCGAAUUCGCGGUGGAGAGAGUAGAGUUCGAGGAUGAUGGAAUUUUUGUGUGCUGUAAAUGGGGAGUCGAGGGAUGUGGAAUGAAGGGGGAAAAAAACAUGGCAGCUUUAUCAGGAUGUGUAGUAGGAAAUGGUUUAUCUGCUGGUAAUACAAGAAACACUUUGAGCAAAGAAAUUUACGGUAGGCGGUUGAUCCUAUCCUCACGCCUUCGGCUACUGAAUAAUGCAUCCAAAGUUGAUAACAUCAGGGCAUCUCUAGAUCGAGUAACCAAAGGAGGAAGAAGAGGCUUUCUGAAAUUUUUGCUCAGUAAUGCUGGGCUUGCUGUGCCUUCGCUACUAAGCAACGACAGAGCCAUUGCUGAUGACCAAGGUGUUUCCAAUUCAAGAAUGUCUUAUUCCAGAUUCCUUGAGUAUCUGGAUAAGGAUAGAGUCAAAAAAGUUGACUUGUUUGAAAACGGAACCAUUGCCAUCGUUGAAGCUAUAUCCCCCGAGCUUGGCAACCGUGUCCAGAGAGUCCGUGUACAGCUCCCAGGCCUCAGUCAGGAGCUUCUUCAGAAGUUUAGAGAGAAGAACAUCGAUUUUGCCGCCCACAACGCACAAGAGGACUCUGGAUCCUUUUUAUUUAACCUAAUUGGAAAUCUAGCCUUCCCUCUACUUCUGAUUGGGGGUCUUUUCCUCCUCUCAAGAAGAUCCUCCGGAGGAAUGGGCGGGCCCGGAGGGCCCGGUUUCCCCCUCACGUUUGGCCAGUCAAAGGCUAAGUUCCAAAUGGAGCCCAAUACAGGUGUCACUUUCGACGAUGUUGCUGGCGUGGACGAGGCCAAGCAAGACUUCAUGGAGGUGGUCGAGUUCCUGAAGAAGCCCGAGAGGUUUACUGCUGUGGGUGCUCGUAUUCCGAAAGGAGUUCUUCUGGUGGGCCCUCCCGGUACAGGUAAGACCUUGCUGGCCAAGGCAAUAGCUGGCGAGGCUGGAGUCCCGUUUUUCUCCAUAUCGGGUUCGGAGUUUGUUGAGAUGUUUGUCGGGGUUGGGGCCUCGAGGGUUCGUGACCUUUUCAAGAAGGCCAAGGAGAAUGCUCCCUGUAUCGUGUUUGUUGAUGAAAUCGAUGCCGUUGGACGGCAGAGAGGGACGGGCAUCGGUGGAGGGAAUGACGAGAGGGAGCAGACCUUGAACCAGUUACUGACAGAAAUGGACGGUUUUGAAGGUAACACGGGCAUUAUCGUCAUUGCAGCCACUAACCGUGCUGAUAUUCUUGAUUCUGCCCUGCUGAGACCCGGAAGGUUUGAUAGACAGGUGACUGUGGAUGUCCCAGAUAUUCGUGGAAGAACAGAGAUCCUAAAGGUUCAUGGGGGAAAUAAGAAGUUUGAUUCGGAUGUAUCGCUUGAAGUGAUAGCUAUGAGGACACCUGGGUUUAGUGGGGCAGAUCUUGCGAAUCUCUUGAACGAGGCAGCUAUUCUUGCUGGCCGGCGUGGGAAGACGGCCAUCUCAUCGAAAGAAAUUGACGACUCAAUUGAUAGGAUAGUUGCCGGAAUGGAGGGAACGGUUAUGACUGAUGGCAAGAGCAAGAGUCUUGUGGCGUACCAUGAAGUGGGUCAUGCCAUCUGUGGAACUCUUACCCCGGGGCAUGAUGCUGUUCAGAAGGUCACCUUAGUUCCUCGCGGUCAAGCACGUGGUUUGACCUGGUUUAUCCCCGCAGACGAUCCAACCUUGAUCUCAAAACAGCAACUUUUUGCCAGGAUUGUUGGUGGGCUCGGUGGACGAGCUGCAGAGGAGAUUGUAUUUGGUGAGCCCGAGGUCACAACUGGUGCAUUUGGUGAUUUACAACAGAUAACUGGUUUGGCCAAACAGAUGGUUGUUACAUUCGGCAUGUCUGAGAUAGGUCCGUGGUCGCUCAUGGACUCGUCUGCCCAAAGUGGUGAUGUGAUUAUGAGAAUGAUGGCACGGAAUUCAAUGUCGGAAAAACUUGCCGAAGAUAUUGAUGCUGCAGUCAAGAGGAUCUCGGACGAGGCCUACGAGAUUGCCUUGAGCCACAUACGAAACAACCGUGAAGCUAUGGAUAAGAUUGUGGAGGUUCUUCUCGAGAAGGAAACAAUGACUGGGGACGAAUUCCGGGCUAUCCUCUCAGAGUUCGUCGAGAUUCCAGCUGAGAAUCGAGUAUCGUCUACUGCGGCUGCUGUUGCUGUAUAAUUGUGUACACAUACUUGUGAUGAACUUCAUGUCAUAGACCGUAAUUGAUUUUGGUGCAACAUACUAUUGUUUUGCCUUGUACUAAGUUCAAAGUCCCACAUGUUUAAUAGUUGAAACGAAUACUUGAGCUGUUUUUGCCGUUUUUUCUCAGUCUUUUGGUGUAAAGAGAGGAAUGAUUUAUACAAAAAAAUACUUGGUUUUGUUAUGAAUAAGUGGAUUUGCCACUAUCUUAUCACUAUUGCAAAGAUGAAUUGUAUGAAGGAGAUCAAAUAUAAUGCCUGAGAAUUUAAGGCAAGUGACUGUAAUGGGAUUGACUUGUAGAGACGGAAGAAAAAAGAAAAUUAGU
This is a messenger RNA of Striga asiatica, 2932 nucleotides long. NCBI's taxonomy places the organism in Eukaryota, Viridiplantae, Streptophyta, Magnoliopsida, Lamiales, Orobanchaceae. The record is from the annotation of a GenBank genome assembly.